Ylistrum balloti is the source of this 3147-nucleotide messenger RNA. RefSeq lists its product as uncharacterized. Lineage: Eukaryota; Metazoa; Mollusca; Bivalvia; Pectinida; Pectinidae. The transcript is spliced from 10 exons. Bases 1 to 1599 code for a protein of 532 amino acids. The record is from RefSeq and is a predicted model, not a curated record.
AUGGCAAUCUUGGGGCAGGCUUCUUCACUAGCACCGGAUGUAGUAUUCUCUUCGAUUUCCUUGUUCGUGAAACUAGAGGUCAGAAAGUACCGUUGUGCAACGAGUUCUGCUAACCGGGUCGAAACCGAAAAUAGAAGUCUGCAUGUUGGAAGUAGUCAGAACAAAAUGUCUGCGUUUAGAUAUGUUCGUCCGAAUCUGUUUACGCUAGGCAUGUUAACUCUCAUAAUAGGGUUUUCUACUUCGAACUGGCGAACAUUUACUGUGAACAGUUCGGACAAUGUAACAUAUAUCGGACACGAGGGUCUGUGGCAGAAAGUUCUCUCCAAUGACAGUGUAUCCUGCUCGGGGUAUCUCGGCUAUCAUACAGAUUCUCAUGCCUUGAACAGCCUACAUACUGUAAGAAAUCUAUUGGCUGUUGCCAUAGGAACGUCUUUCCUACUCCUGAUAGUCUGUAGUUUAACACUGUGUCUGCAGGAUGACGACAAUGACGACGAGGAAAUCCAUGCAGGAUGUGCAAAAUGUCUCUACCGCGCACUGUUUGUGUUCAUACUAUUAAUAUUGGUUUUAGUUCUGGCGGGGAUAUUGAUGUAUGACAAACACGCCGAUAUCAGCAGUGCUGGAGAAUUCGGGCGGAAGAAAUCCUGGUCGGUUGUUGCGAUGAUCGUUUCUCUGGUUUUCUUUGGCCUGUCAGUUCUUGUGUGUGAUCAGAGACUGUUAAAUGUAAAAAAGACGUUCCCUUGGUUGACAGUGAUUGGUGUUGCAUUGUUGGUAAGGUACCUGUAUGAUAUGAUACCGGAACAGCGCCGCUGCCGACACGUUAUACUUUGGUGUCUUCACGUCGCCAUAACGACGCUGUUUAGCGUUGGUCUAUUCGGCUGUACCUGGUUCAGCAUGUCCAGUACACGGGACAGUAAUGUGACGGUUGACAUGGCAAUGUGGUUCCAGUGUCGUUAUCAGUAUUCUCUUACAUGUUGUAGUGGUACAACUUACUUUUACACAGAUAUACCAGGCUGGUUUUUCACCUGUCGAGAUAUCACCAUGGUAGCAUAUGCCCUGUGUUUGCUGGCUCUUACUUUCAGUUCCAUUCUCAUGUUUAUUCCGACAUUCCGAACACCACUUUUUAUCACCCAAAUAUGUUCAGGUGUUGCGUUGGUGGUCAGCUGUGUCCAAUACAUCAUCAACAUAAAUAGUGAAGCCGAUGUGCACUUACACUUCAGGGCUGCCUUCAUCAUUAGUGUUGUCGUCGCUGUCACUUUCAUAUGCCUCUAUUUGGUAGUUGUAACAGAAUGCCAGCAGAUUCACCCAGACUCGGACAGCAGUAUGACAGAACCUCUCAUACCACGGUCAAAUGAAAGAGUUGAGGACUGGUCUUGGAGAAAGCUGUUUAUUUUGUGGAAGGAGAGGUUGAAUCAUAGGAAAUCUCGAAUGGAAGCUCGAAAUUCUGUGAACGAAACAGAGUGUGACGUAUGCAUGAUGAAUCCAAAGGACACCCGACUUCAUCCUUGUGGUCAUACCUGCUGCAGAGUGUGUGCAGAACAACAGCAACGAUGCCACAUGUGCAGAGGAGAGAUAGAAGAUCGACAUAUUUUUUACCUAUGAAAGAUAAAAACAUGAAGAUAAAGAUGUUGUCACUAUAACCAAUGUAUCGGGGCCAUCAGUAGGGUAUGGGGGAUGGGGACAGUUAUGAACCUGCACUGUCUAACCCAUGUCAACAUACCCCCCACCCUCCCUGGGAAACAUCACAUUAAAAUACUGUUUUCUAUCCUUAAUUCUAAAAGUUACACUCUGCAGGCACUGUAGAGUCAACAUCCUUAACAUCCUAGAGAAAUAUUUCAACUUGUAAUUUAUGUAAAAUUGAGUGUUUAAAUAAGAAAUGAUAUGUUUUUAGCAUGCAUGCUGAAUGCCAAGCAUUUUGCAAGACUGCUACUUCUAUCAUUAUUGUUCUCUCCUAAUAUUGGCUUCAGCAAGAUAAAAGUUAUCAAUUUAAUAUCUGGAAACAGAUUCCAUCAUUUUUUUCUUUAAAUUUUUUUCUUAGUUCACAAUCAUCAGAGUGUGGACUAUUCAAAUUGUCCUAUGUUCAUAUCCGUCGUCAUCAGUAAUUCUUGUGUACACAGUAUUACCUGAGAAGAUCUGGAUGGAUCCCUAUAGAAUUUGCAUGAAUGACCCCUUGGUACCUAGUUAUGACUUUUGAUUUUUGGAACUGGACAGGAAAACAAAAUAGCCAGCGGGCGACCAUCUUGGAUUUGGCAGUUAAAAAUAGCUCAAAAUUCAUAUAAAUAACACAAAAAAGGGUCAGAAAAGAAGGGGAAAGAUCUAACUUUUAAAGAAACAAAUGAAGAUCAAAUGAUGGAGGGUGCCAAGAUCCCUCUAGGACCUCUUGUUCCUUUAGGGGUUAAUAGUUAUAGAUUAGUAGCCAUUCUUUAUCAUGAUUGGUCAAUUAUUUAUGCAUUUUUAAGUGGUGCUACCAUUGUUCAUUAUGGCAAAAUGCUUCCAGAGUUGGUACUGCCAUCUUUCAUCAUGGCAGAAUACGCCUCUCAAAAGAUGGUGCUCUCAACCUUUACCAUUGACUGUGAACUAGAAAUUAGGUUUGUUAUAACAAUAUCAUAAGUGUUAUAUGUCAACAACAUCGAAGUAGUAAGACCAAGGUUAUGGUCUCGCAAACCUGUUUGACUUCACAAAUAGACACUUAAAGUUCUCUUAAACCUAGAAAACAUUGGAGAAAAUUACAAAAAAAUUUUGCUACCUAUCGUUAAGUGCGAAGACGACGCAUUCCGAUGAUCGGCCCUGGGAUACUUUAUGGACAGGAUAACAUGUUUAAUUAACAUUACAUCCAUGACUACACUUCAGAAUCAGACUCGUACGAUACCAAAUGAGAGAUAUACCAGUAUUGUGUCAUUCAUUUUCUUUAAAAAAACCAUCAAUACCAUAGAUGAGUGUCCCUAUGACUGUGAAAUGUUUGCUUUUUUGGUGAAUGAGAGCUAAAAGUUAUUUACAUAAAAAUAUAUAUACAUGAACAGCUUGAAUUACUAUAGUGCAAUUUGUUAUCUUAUCUGUUUGUUAAAUUUUUUGUUUUGCCUCAUAAAUUUAAUCAUGUGGAUUGGCACAAAUUAAAUCAACUUAUUGAGCCCCCCCCCCCCCCCCCCCCCC